Chrysoperla carnea is the source of this 687-nucleotide messenger RNA. RefSeq lists its product as uncharacterized. The record is from RefSeq and is a predicted model, not a curated record. Bases 1 to 687 code for a protein of 228 amino acids. The transcript is spliced from 5 exons. Lineage: Eukaryota; Metazoa; Arthropoda; Insecta; Neuroptera; Chrysopidae.
AUGAAAACCAAUAAAGAUUCUGUCAACAUUUCGCCAUCUGAAACAACCGACAGCAUAAAUAGAUUACCAGACAGUGUUUGGGAACAGCUAAUAAAUGCUCCAUUAGCUGAUAAUCACAUGCGAUUAUUAACUGAAGCAUAUCCAAUAUCCUUAAUAGAAAAGUUUCUAGAAUUGCUUUCUAAGGAAAAAGAAUCGAUUACAAUAUGUAUUCAAAAUAAACUGGAAAAAAUAUUAGAACAACUACGUAGUGAAAUGACUAAUGAAAAUGAAAAUCAAAAACAAAAUAAUGAGGAUGUUAACAAAAAAUAUGAUUAUUGGUUUAACAUUUUACAAGAAUUAAAUGCUGCCAAACAAAGUGCGAUGAGAGAAAGUUCAAGAUCAGAUGAAAAUGUACGUUUAUGCGAGUUAAAUAAAUACAUCGAAGCGGAUAUCGAAAUAUUGCAUAAUCAAAAUAAGAAAUUAGCGGAUCACGGUAACUAUCUAACAAAAGAAAUUAAAUAUAUGUACGAUAAAUGCUUCCAACAAGAACAGAAAUUACAAGAAAUUAAUCAUUUAAACGACCAAGCAAAAACAAAAAUCAUCAAAGAUAUUGAAAUACUUUCACAAAAAAUUGAUGAAAAAUCUUUACAAUUACAAAAUUUACGAUCGCCACCAGCCGUAGAUAGUUAUCGAAGCCAAUGUCAGUAG